Molecule: messenger RNA, 2984 nt
Organism: Chara braunii
Lineage: Eukaryota; Viridiplantae; Streptophyta; Charophyceae; Charales; Characeae
Source: the annotation of a GenBank genome assembly
GCGAGGACGUUGUGUCCUCUCUUCUGGACUUGAGCAUGCUCCAGGCUCGUCAGGAGCGACUCACCCUCCAUGUCGCUGCACUGAGUCACCUUCUCACCAUCCUCUCUGACCCUAAUCGCACCCUCCCGAUCAUCCCAGUACGACUCGGGACCUUCACGAGGGUGUACUCAGCGAUGUGGGAUUCCGGUUCUCAGGGCGACUUCAUUCACCCACGCGUGGUGAAAGAAGCCUGCUUACCCAUGACAGGGUCUCCGACUCCCAUCUCCGUUACCUUAGGGGAUGACAAGACCCAGGGCUUCUUCGUUCAGACGGUCACCGACCUCCCUUUCUUCCUCACUCUCGAGCUGACUGAUCGUUCCCCGGCAUCUUGUCGCCACCGCUCCUCUGCACAUUUUGAUGUGAUGGAGACGGGGUACAACUUCAUCCUCGGCACUCUGUGGUCUCGUCGGUUCCGCAGCACCGUGGCCGAUUGGGCGACCAACACUCUCGUUCUCAAAACGAAGUGUGGACAGACGUAUCGCGUACCUUUCAUAGGUACCACCGCGACACCACGCCCCGAUCCUCCUUCCCCGGAGCUUUCCGUGUCCACACCAUCUCCGUCUAUCAGUGUCACCUCGCCUCGGCAGUUCGCCCACUUCAUCCGAGAGGACGACGUCACCUUCUUUAUGGUGAACGUGACGGAUCUCYUACACUAUGAUCCACCCUGUCCYGACGCCGAGCUCAUCCCUCUGGAGCUAGAUCCUCCUUCUAUCUCCAUGGCUCCCAUCUCUACUCCCGCCCCUCAGCCGUCCGUCGAGUCCACCCCGCAGUCGCGCGCUGACGCUGACGCUGAGGAACUCGCACGAUAUACGGCCGACUUGGAGCCCGCAGUUCGUGACCUCAUYCGAGAGUACCACGACGUUUUCCCAUCGUCGUUCUCGUACGCUGGCAUCCCACCGAUGCACGACGUCGAGCACUCCAUCCAGCUUGUGCCUGACUAUCGUGUUCACCACCAGGCACCCUACAGACUCUCGAUCCCCGAGGCCACCGAACUCAAGCGUCAACUUGAGGAGCUCCUGAGACUGGGUUUCAUUAAACCCAGCAACUCCCCGUGGGGUGCACCCGUCCUCUUUGCUCGCAAAGCGGAUGGAACUCUUUGUCUCUGCAUCGACUAUCGCGGCCUCAACCGCUACACGGUUAAGAACAGCUACCCCAUGCCUUCUUCCGACGAGCUGUUCGACCGCCUAGCAGGCAACCGCUUUUUUACGAAGAUUGAUCUUUGUAGCGGUUACCAUCAGAUCCGCGUCGCUGCAGCCGACCAGCCGAAGACCGCGUUCCGAUCGCGCUUUGGCCACUACGAGUUCACGGUGAUGCCAUUCGGCCUCACCAAUGCACCCGCUACCUUCCAGAGGGCGAUGAACGACAUCUUCAGGGACAUCCUGGAGCAGUACGUUCUCGUCUACCUCGACGAUAUCCUGGUCUACAGUCAUACCCUUGAGGAACACCUCAGACACCUCCGUGACGUCCUUGACCGCUUGCACAAACAUGGCUUCUAUGCCAAGUUGAGCAAGUGCCGCUUUGCCCAGCACAAAGUGAAUUUCUUAGGACACUACGUGUCUGACCAGGGUCUCCACAUGGACGACGAGAAGAUCACUGCUAUUGCGGAGUGGCCCGCCCCCACAUCCGCCAAGCAGCUUCGCAGUUUCCUAGGCUUCACCAGCUACUAUAGUAACUUCAUCCGGGGAUACGCUAGGUAUUCCUACGUCCUUACCUCCACCCUCCUCCGGAAGAACCCACCCUGGGCUUGGACACCCCUCCACGAGGACGCCUUCCGCGCCCUCAAGAAGGCGGUGACAUGCGCACCGGUUCUUCACCUACCCGAUUUUGAUCGCCCUUUUAUCCUUACCACCGAUGCGUCAGACUUUGCUGUAGGAGCAGUGCUUUCUCAGGUCUUUUCCUCCUCUCCUGAUUCCUCUUAUCCUCGUAUCCAUCGCUUCUCACCACCUACCACUACCACUGCUUCCCGACUGACGCCUACUCGUCCAGCUACUUACGAGCCUUCUAUUGACUAUUCUCCUACCAUCGCCGAGGACGACACUGUCCAGUCUCGCUCAGGUGAUUGUUCCAUAGCCUUCUCCUGUACGGGGCACCGUUCACGUUUCACCACUGAGCACAUCAAGGGUGAGACUAAUCGGGUCGCAGAUGCCUUAUGCCGGCGCCUUGACCACGACCAGGAGCAGAUCCAGCUCUCUUCCAUCUCGGUCACCACUGUCCACCACUCGGUGAUCGACGAGUUUCGCACUCAGUACCGCCACUGCCCCGACUAUCGCGACAUCCACGCGACCCUUCGGAGUGGCAAGACCGUCCCGAACUACUCUCUCGGGGACAACGGUCUCAUGUACUGGCACGGUUCACAGGGCACCAGAGAGCCCCGUAUUUGCGUUCCCUCCACUGGACAGCUACGUGUCCGAGCAGUAGCAGAGUUCCAUAACCAGGCAGCCGCCGGUCAUAUGGGCUUCCACAAAACGUUGCCUCGUGUGAGCCGCCUGUACGUCUGGCCGAAGCGCAAGGACUUUGUGAAGGACUACGUCGCAGAGUGUCCCACCUGUCAGGAGGUGAACAGUGCGAACCACCUGCCUUAUGGUUUGCUCCAGCCUCUUCCUAUCCCUGAGGGUCGUUGGCAGUCCAUCUCGAUAGACUUUAUCGGUCCUCUUCGUCCUCCGACCCCCCGCGGUCAUGAUGCUAUCCUGGUCGUCGUCGACCGCUUCACGAAGCGUGCACGCUUUGUUCCGUGCCACUAUGCCAUCAGUGCACGUCAGGUCGCAGACAUCGUGUUUGACCAAGUCGUGCGUGACCACGGCUUACCACUGAGCAUCAUAUCUGACCGUGACCCAUGCUUUACCAACCGAUUCUAGCGACGGCUCCACGAGGUGUACGACACUCAACUCCGCUUCUCCUCGUCUUACCAUCCUCAGACUGAUGGUCAGACCGAGAUCACGAACAAG